AUGACACUGAGCAAGCCUUGCUCUGAUCCCGAUGUUGUCGUGCCCGUGGCCUGGCCUGAGUGGUUGUUGUGGCAGCAGCAGCAGCUCCUGCUGUGUUUGCUAACAAAUGUUUCUGUUGCUGUUGCGAGCACGUGGAUCGUGCUCGGUUCACUCGAAGAACUUGUCACAGAUGGCGCGGCGGAGGAACUGGUGGCCGACCAGACCGUUAUGUGCACGGUUUCUGUCUUGGUUGCGAGGACUGUGACGGGCUCGGGAACAAGGGAUGUUGUCUGCGGAAUAGACGUGGCGACUUGGUUGAUUGAACUGAUAGAGCUUGCUUCCAAGAUAGGUGGAAGGGAUGUCGUUGUUGAUGACAGAGAUGCGCCGGCUGGCUGUAUAGAUAUAACUGCAGGUGGAAUAGCAGUGGAUGUUGACGAGAUAGAUGCACCGGCAGGUUGUAUGGAUAUGACUGCGGGUGGAACCGCUGGGAUUGAUGUCGUUGUUGUUGGGACUGCUGGCAGUAAAGAUGUAGUCGUUGGUGGGACUGCUGGUGGUAAAGAUGUCGUUGUUGUUGGGACUGCUAGCGGUAAAGAUGUAGUCGUCGGUGGGACUACUAGUGCUAAAGAUGUAGUCGGUUUUGAAGACGUAGUUGAAGUUGAAGAGGAAGACUUUGAGGUUGAAUGGCUUGUGGUGGUUGGUGGCUUGGACGUGGAAGUCUUGGACGACGAAGAGGUCGGAGUGGCUGAGGAGGAUAUAGUCAUAUGGAGAUAUGUUAUGACAUCCACGUCAUCGGGAUUAACACUGCUACUGCUGCUCUUGAUCGAGGAUGUACUUGGGACAUGCGUUGUAGUCGUAAGCUCCGACCUGCUCGACAAAACAGAGGUAGAGACAGUGGCCGAUGAGGUAGGAACCGAAUCAGAUGGCAGCGGCGUUGGACUUCCAACCGGAAUGACGGUCAAUCCAAUAUGGGUCUCGUUCUCAUCACGACGAGACAGAUCUUUGGGCGAAGAAGUCGGCAAGCGAGUCGAUUCAGUAACAGCAGGGGCAGGAUUUUCAGAAAGUCGCCAGCGAGAUAUCGGACCGGCCGAAACAGCGCACGCUAAAAGAGCGAAUAGCAUAAAGAACUGA
Messenger RNA from Penicillium nucicola, 1107 nucleotides. RefSeq lists its product as uncharacterized. The record is from RefSeq and is a predicted model, not a curated record. Lineage: Eukaryota; Fungi; Ascomycota; Eurotiomycetes; Eurotiales; Aspergillaceae. The transcript is spliced from 5 exons. The coding region runs from base 1 to 1107 and encodes 368 amino acids.